AUGUCUGGAAUGAAUGUUCCCCUCCCUGAUGGCUGUGGUGUCUGUGGGAAAGAAGACAAUACCCGUCUAUGUACUGGCUGUAGAGUGAUGCCGUACUGCAGCGUGGAGCAUCAAAGUUUUCAUCGCCCAGAGCACAAAUCCGAUUGCAACAGGAUCAAGAAGUGCAGUGAUGCGAUGAAGCUACAAGAGAAGAUCUUGCGUUUCAAUCCUCUCAAUGACCUCGAUGUUUUCGAAGAGAGUCGUGGUCGCUUCUGGGAAAUAUGGGCGACUCGACCCUACAUGGACGCUCGUCUGGAUUAUCGUGCUGCCCUGACAUUCAUCCGGAAUGCUACAUCGAUUAAAUUGCAACUUGCGACCCUCAUGUAG
Molecule: messenger RNA, 366 nt
Organism: Penicillium salamii
Lineage: Eukaryota; Fungi; Ascomycota; Eurotiomycetes; Eurotiales; Aspergillaceae
Source: the annotation of a GenBank genome assembly